CUUUUCGCGGGGUUGAAGUGAAGUCCAUCUUUGAUUUGUUGGCCGAACUUCAGAAACCUGUGAAAGAUGAGCCGCACGAAAGAGGCGAACCACACCGCUUCAAUGAACAACAGAUACAAUUUUUGAAUGAUUUGAGCAAAGGCAAGGGAACGGACAUGGACCCCUCGCGUCAACCAACUGCUCUGGCAAGAUGGCAGCAUUUAUUGGAGAUGGUGGAUGUUGACCAAUUGAGGCAUACGCACAAUCGAGUUUCCGCCAAGUUUCGGCAUGGAGAACACAACGGGCAAAGGGUGUCUGAUUUGACAAAGAAAUUGAAGAAUCACAAAGUGCAAAUUGACGAUAUCACGCCGUUGGUGUGCUUAAGGUGGAAUCAGGUUGUGUGGGUCAUUUGUGGCAAUCGUCGUUUGAAGGCCUUGCAAGACUUCGCCAAGAGCCAGCCAGGCCAGGGAAAUACGUUCCACCGUCCCAUUCGCGUGAAGUGCCUCGUCCACCCAGACCCAAAAAAAGCACCUCCGGAGCUGAUUGCCAAGUUUUUGCUGGCUUGGGAUACAACCUGCCAUGGAAUGAAAGCAUCCAUUCGUGGACGGCAGCCAUCAUCAGAACACAGGGUUCCCAGUUCUCAAGAUCCUGAUGAAGCUCUUCGUAUCUACAAUCCAAAGGCAGAGAUGUUCUGGCAAGCAAAGCCUGGCACGCCUGACUUGGAGGAUCGGCCCCGUUUCACGUCAAUCCCUGGUGAAAACGAUGAGUUCUAUGUCCGAUACUAUGUCGGCCACAAGGGAAAAUUUGGCCAUGACUUCUUGGAGUUUGAAUUCCGUCCAGACGGGCGCUUCCGCUAUGCGAACAAUCCAACCUACAAGAAUUAUGCCAUGAUCCGCAAGGAAUGUCAUGUGUCCUCAGCGGUUCUGGGUGUCCUGCGUCAGAUUAUUUUGGACAGCGAGAUCAUGAAGAAGGAUGACAACCAUUGGCUGGCGCCUGAUCGGAUUGGCCGGCAGGAGCUUGAGAUUGUAUUUGAAGGUGAGCACAUUUGGUUUUCUACAUCCAAGAUCGGAACUCUUGCAGACGUGCAGGCGUCCAAAGACCCUGAAGGGCUCAGGGUCUUUUAUUACCUUGUGCAGGACUUGAAGAGUUUUGUUUUCAGCUUGAUAGGCCUCCAUUUUCGUGCGAAGCCUUUGUAACUUCCUAAGAGAGAUUCUGCAGUGACAUAGUGUGAAGAGAACUAUUGUUCACGUUUUGAUCAGUCAGUGUAGGUAGGCUUAUGGUCCGUAUGGGGACAGACUUAUCUCUUCAUGUUUCAAAAA
Messenger RNA from Cladocopium goreaui, 1298 nucleotides. The record is from the annotation of a GenBank genome assembly. Lineage: Eukaryota; Dinophyceae; Suessiales; Symbiodiniaceae.